Messenger RNA from Ananas comosus (pineapple), 627 nucleotides. RefSeq lists its product as uncharacterized. NCBI's taxonomy places the organism in Eukaryota, Viridiplantae, Streptophyta, Magnoliopsida, Poales, Bromeliaceae. The coding region runs from base 177 to 389 and encodes 70 amino acids. The transcript has a single exon. The record is from RefSeq and is a predicted model, not a curated record.
CUCUCUCUCUCUCAAACACACACACACACACACACACUUGUGCUUCACUCUACCACCCUUUAGUAUAAACUUGCUUAACUAAAGAAGAAGAACAAGAAUAAAUCAACUUUAAAUCGCUUUCUCGAUCGCAAAGUUAAAGAAGGAGGAGAAGGAGAAAGAGGAGAAGUUGUUUCGACAUGUCGACGGAUUGGGGUCCCGUGAUCGUCGCGGUGGUCCUCUUCAUCCUCCUCUCGCCAGGGCUCUUGUUUCAGCUGCCGUCGAGGACGAGAAUCAUCGAGUUCGGGAACAUGUACACGAGCGGCAUCUCGAUCCUCGUCCACGCCAUCAUCUUCUUCGCGAUCCUCACCAUCCUCGUCGUCGCGAUUGGCGUUCACGUGCACGCGGGCUGAUGAUAUCUUAAGAUUGUUCAGUUUCCUCUAAUCCUUGGUGACCUUUAGUUGUAAACUUCUCUUCAAGUGAUGCAUCUGGUAAGUGUUGCAUUACAAAUUGAACUCAAACCAAAUCUUGUGUUCAUAAUCUUAAUUUGAAAUGAAACUACAUUACUUUUGUAUCUUCUUGUUUAAAAAAUCAUCGAAUUUUGUAUUGUCUCGAUUUCUUUUGCUUAUGAAUACUUUAAAUUAUAUCUAA